GUUUAGUAACCGUUGUUAUAUCAAAAACUUAAUUUAUUAAUAAUUUCUUGAGGAAAUUUUAUAUAUAACGAGACAAAAAAAAAAAAUUAAAAUGGCUCUAAUUCCAUCAUUACUUGAUUUUCAUGAUCCAUGGGAAUUACGCCGUCAUACUCAUCGUCACCGACAUCAUCGUGAUUGGGAUCAUUUUGGAUUAGGAAUUACACCAACUGAAAUUCAAGCUUUAGCUGAAAUACCGAAUUUAUUGAAUGCCGAGUUAAAAAAACAAUUAACACCAGCUGGAGAAGCAGCAGCUGUAAUUGGCAAAGAUGGAUUUUCAGCUCAUUUGGAUGUUAAACAAUUUAAACCAAAUGAAAUAACUGUAAAAACUAAAGACAAUCAAAUUGUAAUCGAGGGAAAACAUGAUGAACGUAUUGACGAACAUGGAUACAUUUCAAGACAUUUUGUGAGAAAAUAUAGUCUUCCAGAUGGAUACAAUACGAAUGAUGUUAUUUCUACAUUGUCAUCAGAUGGUGUAUUAACUAUAAAAGCAUCUCCACCAGUUGAUAACACUAAAGAAAGAAUAAUUCAAAUUCAGCAAGUUGGACCAGCUCAUCUAAAUGUCCGUGGGCAAGGUCAAGUUGAAAAGGAACAAUCAAAAAAGUAAAGCGUUUUCAUGAACAUUAAGAAAUCAUCCUUUUUUUAUAAGUUUUUUUUUUCAUUCAAACAAAAUAUGCAUUUCCACAUUUAUGUAUGUAGUACAUUCAUUAUAAAAUUGAAUAGAUGUAUGUGUGUAAUUUCUUACAAUAAUAAAAUUAAGCCCUAUUAUGGCCUACAUUAAAACUUAAAA
Messenger RNA from Condylostylus longicornis, 826 nucleotides. Its product is annotated as heat shock protein 27-like. Gene Ontology annotation, molecular function: protein folding chaperone. The transcript has a single exon. NCBI's taxonomy places the organism in Eukaryota, Metazoa, Arthropoda, Insecta, Diptera, Dolichopodidae. Gene Ontology annotation, biological process: response to heat; protein refolding. The record is from RefSeq and is a predicted model, not a curated record. The coding region runs from base 92 to 643 and encodes 183 amino acids.